GUCCGAUGAAGCCGCGUUUGUCCCCUGGCCCUAUGCAUCGAUUCACGGUGUCAACUUCUUAGUUCAUACCCGCAUUUUGCAUAAGGAUGGCCGGCUUUGGGAAGCUGCGCGUCGCUGUUAUCGGGGCCGGUGGUGCGGGACUCUGCGCGGCCCGCCAUCUCCUCUCUCGCCCGGACACUUUCGCGCCACCUGUGGUAUACGAGAUCACCAAGAGCAUUGGAGGAACGUGGGUCUAUGAGGAAAGAGUGGGGUGUUACGACAAUGGCUUACCGAUUCACAGCAGCAUGUACAGGGACCUCAGAACCAAUAUUCCCAAAGAGGUGAUGUCGUUCCCUGACUUUCCUUUCGCAAAGCAUCUCCCCUCUUUUGUCCAUCACACAGAGGUACGGAAGUACCUUGAGCAGUACUGUGAUCAUUUUCGCCUGUGGGACCACAUCAAGUUUGGCACCUCAGUGGCCUCAGUGACCCCAGUAGAUGUGAAGGGUGGGUGGAAUGGGUUGGCUUGGAAUGUCACCUCCAAUGAUGGCCUAGACCACAGCAAAUCCACUACAGAGCGAUUUGAUGCUGUUAUGGUGUGUAAUGGACAUUUCUAUGACUCCUACAUCCCUGCAAUACCUGGACUGGAAAAAUUCAAAGGGACGCUGAUGCACAGUCAUGAUUACCGUAGUGCUGAACCUUUGGCGGGAAAGUCAGUGGUGCUGCUCGGAGCGGGUCUCUCUGGACUUGAUAUUGCCAUGGAGCUCUCCAGUGUUAAUGCUAAGGUGAUCCUGAGUCAUGGACAGCGGCCUUUGACCUGCUCCCUUCCUCCAGGAGUCCAGCAGGCUCCUCCAGUAACCUCUGUACUGGAUGAUGGGACUCUAGAGUUCAAGGACGGGGAGAGGGCCAAGCCAGAGGUGUUCCUGUUUUGUACAGGCUACAACUUCACCUUCCCAUUCCUGGACGAGAAAGUGGGUGUAAAAGUGCAGGAGCACCUCGUCUGGCCUCUCUAUAAGUUCCUAAUACCUCCGGCCUACCCAUCACUCUUUAUAGUGGGCAUCUGCAGAGCUAUAUGCCCCUUCCCACAUUUCCAUAUUCAGUCUCAGUUUGUCCUGUCAGUGUUGGAUGGUUCUUUCCCCCUGCCUUCACGUGAGGAAAUGGAGAAUGAUAUUGAGUUGGACAUUGCCGCCCGUCGUGCCCGUGGGAUUGCCAACCGCCAUAUCCUUAAACUGGAUUCUGAGCAGUGGGCCUAUAAUGACGAGCUCGCCCGCCUGGGGGGAUUCCAACCCCUCCCAUGCUAUUGGAGCAACCUGUACGAAUCCAACAAGGUGUUCCGUGCCCGAGACAUGCUCAAUUACAAGACCUACAACUACACUGUCCUCGAAAACAUGGACUGGAAGGUGCACGAUUUGCAUGGCCAGCAGCUGCAGAAGCCUCUGGCUGUUAAAAAACAAAUGUAAGCUGUGAUCGAAAAAUAUACCAUCAUUCAGGUGCUAAUAGGCAUAUGCCAGUGUAGCAAGUAAAAUUAGGAUAUUAACAACUUGUUCAAUAUUUUAACUAAUGUUUAUCAAUUAUUUUAUAAAAAAAUCUAACCAUACUUUUAUUUUUAUGAGCCAAAAUAUCUUCAGUUUCUAAUCUUGUUGAUUGUAAUAAGCUACUUUUAAAAUAAUAAACCAUAAUUGAUCUUAAACAAUAUGCACUUAUAGCAUGUUAAAAUAAUUCAUGUCAUCAUCUAAAAAGCAUGUAAUCAAGAACAGAGAUCCCCAACCCCAAGGAAUGCUUAUAGAUGCACCCAAAAAAAUAAAAUAAAAUUGUUGUAUGUGAAUUAUGUCAUUCCAAACAUGUAUGACUUUUUUGUGGAAACAUAAAAGUAUAUAUUUUGAGAAAUAUCUGUUUGUUUGUUUUUUGUCCACACAAUGGAAGUUAAGUCAUCUUAACUCUUUGGUUACCAACAUUAUUUAAAAUAUAUUUUUCAAAAUAAAACUUCCUUUGUGUUCCACCGGAGAAAAUACAGAUUUGUAAUGACAUAAGUAAAUGAUGACAGAAUUUUCAUUUUUGGGUGAACUGUCCUUUUAAGCAGGUUCCAGGGGAUACUUGGAAAGAUUUGAUGCAUGUUGUUUGGAUUGUGAUUAGUGAUAUUGGGCUAUA
Molecule: messenger RNA, 2124 nt
Organism: Rhinichthys klamathensis goyatoka
Lineage: Eukaryota; Metazoa; Chordata; Actinopteri; Cypriniformes; Leuciscidae
Exons: 8
Coding region: 87-1436 (449 amino acids)
Molecular function (GO): NADP binding; N,N-dimethylaniline monooxygenase activity; flavin adenine dinucleotide binding
Source: RefSeq, a predicted model, not a curated record